AUGGAGGACCAUCCUAUCACAUUUUUCUUUAUCCUGUCUCUCUCUGAAGUAUUGUGGCCUUGCACACUAUUCUUAAUUCUGGCUGCAGUUCGUUUCCAGGAACCUCCCAAACACAAGGAACACUGUUAUCUAGAAGCCCGAGAUUUGCCAAAUCGUGGCCUUUAUCCUUUUGUUCGGAGCCUCUUUUGUAAUGUUGGCUCAAGGUGCAAGAACAGCAGUUAUUCCACUCCAAAAAACAACAGUUUCCGAGCCUCCAAUUUCCAAGAUGGUCCAGAGAGUCUUUUGGGAAAUGACAUGGCCUUCCUGAAAGAAAUACAAGACCUUGCAGAGGAAAUCUUAGAGACUACUGAGAAAGCCAUUGUUUUACAAAAAGUAUGGGGAAAAGAAUCAAAGAUUCCAGGGCUGAACGACAGCUCUGUUUUGUUAGCUAAUCAUAUGAAGGUAUUACCCAGCGUAAUAGAUGUCAUCUUUAUCAAAUCACUAAUCAGAGUGGAUUUGAAUAAAGCAGAAGAGAUCAUUUCUACAGUUGAAAGCCUUUACAAACAACCCUACUUUUGGGACCUUCUUCACUUGCUCCCUGGACUACAGGCAAGCAGCCUUUACAAAGAGGAUUUGAUACAUGCUCUAGCACAGUUUCUGGAGACCUUUAAAAAUUCCAUAACAUCUUUGGAAGAGUUGGAUGUAAUGCCAUCAAACCAAAGUUUCUACAGAGCAGUGAAAUUAGGACUGAAUACCUCUAUUACAGCACUACAUUUCUUAGAAGACUGGAGCCUGGAAGGUUCUCAGUAUAACCUUUCUCUUUGGGAUGUGAUGUGGGAUCCAUAUGCAGUCAAAAUGGAACUUGAAUCCAGAUUUGGUUUCAGUGAACUUCAUGCUAAGAAACUUCUGAAUUAUAUGGCAGUGUUAAAUAAGAUUCCCACUGAAGACACACUGGAGCAUUUUGUGUGCUCAGCCCUGUCCAACAUGUCAGAAGCCGGAGCUGACAGUCGGGAUAAUGAGGGUGGCUGUAUCCCUGCAUGGCUGGAGGCCAAACUCUAUCUUGUCCAUUCUGUCAACAAGAUCAAACUCUACACACAGAUAUUUCAGCAGUGGUUCGGCAGCAGCAAGUUUCGAAAAAUCCUUUCUGAACUUGGAGGAAAUAUGGUUGAUCUUGUGUCUCAAUAUUCAAACGACAGUGAGGCCUUGAAGAUUGCUUCAGCGAUAAAUACCCUUAUCCAGUAUUGGAGUGAGACACUGGAACCAAAUUUUCCAGAAAGGCAUCAUGAAACUCAGGGCAUUAUUCUGCAUGUGGAGAAACUACAGACUCUGACUGAAAAUUUGCCUCAAUGGUCUCUUAUGAAGAGGCUGAUUCUGGUAGAUGGAGCUUUGAGGAAUAUAAUAACUCAGAAUUUAUAUUUCACUAAAGAAUUUUUACAUCACUUGGAAAAAGUGCUCCCCUUUCUUCAAGAAGAUGGAGUAGUGCAUCUGGACAUUGAAAUACUCUUUUGGGAGUUAAAGCAGACAUUGAUGAGUAAUGCUUCCUAUAUAUGCGAGGAUUUGCUUACAGUAUUUGAGAAGGCCCUUCAGCUUCCUCCAAACUCUGAAGUCAUAGAUGUUCUAGCAAGAUUUGUGUGCCAUUACAACAAUUCAAAUGAGGCUUUUAAGUUAAGCAGUCAAAUCCAGUCAAUAAAGGAAUCUGUCUUACUUCUGCAGAAAGUAAUUCAUGGACAACAGAGCCUGCCAGAUUCAAUAAUGGAAGAGUUUUUGGGAUGGCAAGAAAUAGAACAGCAGCUCGCUGAAAAUAGUGCUUCUUACUGUAAAAUUAAUCAGCUGCUGAGCACAAAGGCACCAUCUGGAGAGGAUGUCUAUUUCAGCUCUUGUCAGGAGCAGCUGCUCCUCUCAUUAGUUAUUCGUACACUUGAAGAAGUAUGGUUUGGUUUUGAGGAGAUCCCACACUGGAAGGACGUAACAACAGCUGUCAGGACAAUGUGUGGCAUAGCUCAAUUUGUGAAUGAGGCAGAAGGCUUCAGAAGAGGUCAGUCAGAUUAUUUUGGAUCAUCCCUGUGUACUGGAAACAAUCUCAAUUUUAAGGCUUUAAUUGAAAAUUAUUUAGCAUUUCUGAAAAACUUAUCAAAUUCCCCAUUUGCUUCAUGGGCAAGGAUUUUGACAUCUGUCAAACAGCUUCUGACAAGUGAAGAAAACUUACAAAUUCCUGAAGAGAAAGGAGACAUAGUUAACAGCUUGCGCCUUGCAGAAUUUGUACAAGAAAAUUUGAUGCCUGGUUCUUUGUCUUCUUCAAGCCUUCAAGACACCCAAUCCCUCCUAGACACAGUGUUGAAUAAUGCUAUUACAUGGAUUAACGGUUUUGCCAGUGUGGAGACAAAUGAGUCUGCUGUGGAUUUUUAUUCAUUUUCUGACCUCAGUAAAAAGCUACUAGAGAAUUUUCAACUUGUUUCAAGGCUCUGGCCAAAUGAGCAGGCUGCAGUAUUUUGGGAAACGGUGGAAAUGGUCUUAUAUGAGCUUGAUCCUAAACUACUACACCUCUUGAUGAGUACAAGUUCAACUGGAGAAGUAGAGAACUUGGAGAACUUCUUAUCUAAAAUUGUGUUCUCUGUUCCAGAAAAUCAGAAAGUCCUUAAUAAAAGCCUUCGGUUUUUCCAAAAUAUCCGCACACAUUGGCCUCAAUGGAAUGUUGGUGACAUAAAGGUUGUAAAUAAUUUCUGUGAAAACUUCAUAAGGAGUCUGUAUGAGGUUGGGUUAUUGACCCAAGAACAUGUCAGUACAGCUCUUAGUACCAUGGACAAAAUGAGAAAUCUGUCUUGUAUUCUACUCUCCAGUGGAACUGCUGUAUCUAAAGUACAAGACACAGGGAAAAUUGUGUCUGAUUUCUACCAAAACAUCCCCAGGAUAGUGGAUAGUAAAGCUGCCUCACUUGUUGAGAUGCUUUCCACUGUAUAUCAAAACAUUGAUCAAUUCUUAAGAAUCCAGAGCAAUAGCUCUUUGUUAUCUUUCUUCCACAAAACUUCAAAAGACAUUUCAUCUACUCGAAUACAGCUUGCUUUCCAAAACAUGAGUGUGGUUUUUGACUUUCUAUCUGAAAUUAUAACACUUCUUAAUGGUCUUACUCAGAAGCCUCUCUGUGAAAAGUUAGCAAGAGUUUACAACUACUUCAUCCUCCAGGCCCAGUCCCUUGCACAGAAAGGGGAACAAGAGGUACAAGUUGUAUAUAAAACUCUGGGGAGCCUUAAAGCUAUGUUUAUAGAAAAAGAGCUACGUACAGUUGCCUUUCAAUACUUAGAACAACUUUUUGACAUUCCACCAGAAAGCCUGUUAAAUAAUGAAUGUACUGAUUUUUAUGUUCUUGGCAUUCCUUCUGAGGAACCUUUAGUAAAGAGUUACAGCUCACUUUUUCUUCCACUGGUCAGCAUUCUGUCCAAUUCAACAGACUUUGGGGUAUCUGUGCCUUUUGCCAUGCAUUGCACCACUACCUGGCUUCAGAUGUGGACAGAGAUUCUUCAACAAGCUUCUGAAAUGUUAACACUGGAUUUAAAUUUUAUCACAUACCUACAAAACGGCCUGACCCAGAUUUCUGAAGGGCUUGAAAAUAUAACCCAUGCUGAACCAUGCAAUGUGACAUUUGUAGUUAGUCCUGAAACUACAUCUGCAUUGAAUCUACUAGGCAUCAUAACAGGAGCUGGGAAAUUGAACAACUGGGAAGAUUUUGAUGCCUUCGAUGAUCUUAUAAGUGCACUUAAGAUUGCAAUUGAUAUCACCAGCAACCUUACAAGGGAAAGUCUGGAGGAAGCUUUCCAAACAAUGGAAACAGUGAUCACAGAAUUACAGAAAUCUCUGCUGAAGACUUUUAGCAGGGAGUUUUUAGAUUUCUGGGCUGGCAUUUUUGCUCCACUGAGUUCUGAAGUGGAAUAUAAGAAGACAAACCUUUAUUCCAUUGGGCAUUCACUUUCAAGUAUCCUAAAGCUUUCUACAGAAGAGCUGGUCAUUGUUCUCACAGAGCUAAAAGAGACUGCUGGAUUCCUUAAAAACAUAUCUCAAGAUCGUUACCUACUGGCUUGUGCCAACAUUCUCCAGAAUGUGACAGAGUUAGAUUUGACAGCCAAAAAUAUUUCACAAAUACCUUUCUGGUUUCAUCCUGAUUACCUUCUAACCAUUGGUAAUAUCCUGAAUGGAGUAAAGGGUUGUAAUGAGUGGAUAGAUAUUAUCAGUAACCUCAGUGAGAAAUUAAUCUUCCCUUCCAACCUUGAAAACACAAGCCAUGUUUUAUUUCUGUUGUUGUCUCUGGGAAGCCUUGAUGAUAUGGAUUAUAGUCUAGAGAAUAUCCUGGAUAUUAUUAACAUGGCUUAUUUUAAUUUGGAAGAUUCUCUGUGUUUACAGAAUGGUUCUGAUGCACAUUGUAUGAAUAUUUAUUUCAACAUUAUAGAAAAAAUUUUAAAAUUCACCCAGCCAACAUCUUAUGUUAAAGGUGAUGCCCAUACACUUGACUUUAUCUUUAAGCUAUUAAAUAGCUCAGGGGGCCAAAUAGAAGCAAUUGUUAAACACUUAAUGAAGUACUCGCAAUACACAUCUGACUUGAAACAGACAUAUUUCACUAAACUAAUCACUGGAGCCACUGAGAAUUCAAGUGAAGUCCCUAAUUUCUUUCAUAGUCACCAGCCUUCUUCAGUAGCCCACUGGAAAAGAAUUUGGAUUUUUCUGAACAACCGAACUGCUGCAAGCCUACGAAACAGCACAUCUCUUGUGGACAUUGUACAGCUCCUAAAUGCAUUAGAAGCGAUCCCCCAAGACAAAAAUAUAAGCUUGCUAAUGGAAUCCUUUGAACAUCUAAUAACUUACAUUGCAUCAAACUUGUCACAUAAUAUGCAAAACAUACCUCUGCAGAUGUUGAUGAAUGCAGCAGCUAUGGAUGUUGAACUGGUUGGGAAAGCAUUAACGUUUUUAAAGUCUUUUAGCAUUACCAAUUUUCCAAUAAUAGUAGGUGAUAACAAAUUUCUAAAGCAUAUGGAAAAUUUUAUGCAAACCCUUGAGAAUACAGAUCUAGAAUUCUUAACAAAUCUGCUAGAACAGGCCUCUAAGAGCCUGCACAAAUUCUUUACAAAUAUUAAAGCUUUGAAGGUUGAGAAUCCUGUUUUGGGAACAUUGACAGGCUGGUUACAUAUGCUUGAGAACAAUUCACAUUUUUGGAACUUGACAAAUAUAUUGCCUGUCUUAGAAUUGUUUCAAGCUGAGCAUGAUGAUUUUGUAGAGGCACUUUACCUUCUUCCUGAUGUCUUCAGUCUUCUAGAGCAGUUACCUCACAACAGCAACAUCACUGAUGCCGUAAUUGAAGUAUUUACUUUCAUGUUGAGUCAGGAAACAAAUAUGUCAAUAUGUGCCAAGGAAGAUUUAUUUAGUAAAGCAAAUGGCCUCCUAAAGUUACUGGAGCUAGUAACAAAUAUGCCUGAUGAAUCUGCAAAGGCCUUGAGUUGUCUCAGCACAGUUGCCUGCUGGAAUCUCACAACAACCAACCUGUUGGCUGAUCCUGCUUUGAAGCCUUGUAACUUAGAUUCUUCCUUUGUUUACAACAUGGUCACUAAUGCAUUUGAGCUACUGCAAUUGACAGCUCCUGCAGGAAAUUCUCUAUGCUCUAAUGAAGAUCUGCUGAGAGAGGCCUCUUCCAACAUGACUUGCUUUUUCUAUCAGCUCAAGGAGUGGAACUCCUUUUUUUUGAAGUUUUCUGAGAUCCACCAUCUGGAUGAUGAAGUUCUGAUGGAUUUAGAGGAGUUUUGGGAUGAUCUGUCAGUCUCUCUUAUGUCUUCAGGAAACAGUAGUGUUCAUUCAAUUCGUUGCCCAUGCACACCAAAAAGGCAAGCUGCUUUGCAACUCAUAGAAGUAGUGAACAAUAUGACAACAGCAGACAUCGGGAGGGCCAGAGCUGUCUCUGACCAGUUAGCAGAUCUGCAUAGCCUUCUACGCUUGAAUGGAAGUGCAGGAACAUCAGUUAUAAACACUAUUCUUACUAAUUUAAAAACCAUGGCCAAUGAUAUUUCUGGAAUGCUAGAUUCUGAGGAUGUCCUCUCCUUUCUUUCUGCAGCCCAGCCUUUAAUGGCACUCUCUCCAGUUGGAAACCAAACUUACAUGGUAUUCAUGGCAUUAGCAACUUUAAGUAGGAACAGUAGUCUGUUUGAUAACUUUGAGGCCCUCUGGCUUGAUACAGAGAAAAGCAUAUGGGAUUUACUGGUGAAUUUUGAUGUCAGCCACCUGCUCUCUGUGAUAAAAAAAGAAGUUCGACUACUAAGUACAGCAGCAGGACAAAACUCUUCACUGGCACUUGGUAGUUUCAUUAAAUGGUUUAAUUUGUCAUCUCUGGAAACCACAAUAACAAUUUUUGAGGGACUUCGAGAGAUUGAGAGAGACUGGCUGAAUGAGUACACUCAUAAAAAUUAUUCUAGAAUAAUAAAUGCACUAGUUCUCCUCAUGGCUAAUGAAAACUCAUCAGAUGAUCUCAUUGCAAUUAUCAAAGACAUCAUUGACUUUUUGGAGGUCUUCCAGAAUGGUUCUAGAGAUUAUUUCAAUAUUUCAUUUGUUACUGAUCUUCUUAAUGAAGAAAAGCUCAAUAAUGUUCAUGUUGCUCAUUUGAUUUUACAGAACAGUAUGCUUAAUAUGAUCUCUGACUUUGUUACUGAAGAAGAGAUAAUGCACUUAAAUUCUAGAGACCUUCAAAUAGAGGAUUUCAUUGAUUUGUUUUUUAACAAUACACAAUAUGAAAACUAUAGAAAAAAUACUGCUCCAUUCCAAAGUAGGAUAAUGGAAACGGUAAAAGUGUUACUGCAGAUAUUUUUUCCAUCUUCUGCAGAAUAUUACAGGAACAAAAUAAUUGUCUUACUAAAAGACUUGCACAGGGAUAUAAUGGCAGAAAUGAGUAUAUUUCCCCGAGAUAAGAUAUUAGCUCUUCUGAAUUUGGAUUGGUUGAUCAAGCUACAGGAAGAAGUUGAUGGAUUGAAGGAAAAUAUAAUUUAUUCUAGUUUUAAAGAACAUCUGUAUGACCCACUCAAAGCCAUAUCAGAGGACGAGACACUUCACUUUGAUAGUGCAAAAGGACUCAAGUUUGUGAAGGAUUUGUUUAAUGUCCUAUUUGGAGAGUCUGCUGAAAAAAAUGGCACCCAAGAUGACUAUGAACUGUUUCAUUUUAUGAAUAAUUUGUGUAAUGCAAAUAAUUCAUGGAAACUUGUUAAGAUGACUAGAGAUCUUUCCACGGCUCUCCGAAUUAUGAGGCAAACUUUUGCAGAAAUGGGAAAGAGAGUGGAUAUUUUCAUGAGUAAUCACUCUAAAGAUUUCCCAGAUUUCUAUUUUCCUUUCUGGGAAAUGGACCUUGUCAGUUUAGCAGAACUGUUAAUCUCUUUAGACAAGGCAUUUCCUUUGAAAAAUAGAGAGGUAAUAGAAGCUACAAAAAGAUUACUUUAUCUUAUUUCAUGGAGCAGUAGCACUAACUACACUCAUGGACCAUUUUCAGAGACUGCUGAUUAUUUGAGCACUUUGCUGCAGGAAAGUGAUGAGUUUGCAAAGGUAACAGAAGUAGUAGAAGCUAUUGCUAAAUUUCUGGCAUGGUCCAAGAAAGCUUCAGAAAAGAUUGUUACCAUUUUUGAACAACCUUCUGACUCAGACACUACAGGAAACUUAGACUACCUCCAUGUGUUCUAUCCAGUUCUUCAAAGAGCUGUUUGUGAUGCAGUGAAUGAGUUAACUACAAGUGAGACUGCAGAAGCUGUCUAUUCAAAUGAAAAAGGUUUGGCAGAUUUGGUGAAAGCAUUUCUUGAUUUGACCUACUUGUCUAUUCAGGUUGAUCAUUCCAGUUCAAAUGGCUCUGAGACUGUAAACACAUCCACCAGAUUGCCUGCAAAUCUGGGCAAAGCCAGUGAAUUAAACAAUAUUGUAGGUGAAAUUGCUUCAUUUCUAGCAGAUGUGCAGAAUUAUUCUUGGGUACUAGAAAGACUUGUUACAGUUGUUACCAGUGCAAAUAUAAACUCACCUAAUGAGACUGUCAGCCUAAUAGAGUAUCUUCUUUGUAUUUUUGUACCAAUAAAUGCUAUUACUAGCAAAAUAGCUUUAGCUAGUACACUAAAUCUUACUCGCAAUCCAACACAAGAAGAAAAAUGGGGUGAAAUUCAGGAAAUGAUUGCUAAUUUUCACACAAAAAAAUGCACAUCCAUAAAGGCUUUCAUCAGAGCUGUGGCUGAUCUGUUCCUGGGGGGGUUCUGGGAAAAUAAGUUAAAUGAAAAUGACUUAAAUCUGCUGCUGACUUAUGCGAACAACCAAGAUGACUUUCUGAGAGUUAUGGAAAUCAUUAUGCAAUUGUUCAAUUUAACAAAUAAUGUUUCUGAAAGACACUUCAGCCUGAGGUCAUUUUUUGCCAGCCUUAUCAACCAAAAUAUAAGGUACCUUCAGAAAGAACAAUCCAGCUGGAAAACUGCUAUUGAGGGCUCAUUAAAUGAAAUUCCCUGGAUGGAGUUGCUGCAUUUAAAUAAUAACCAGCAGGUGAAUUCAACAAGAACCUUGGUCAAAACAUUGUUGGGGCCCUUUGUUAAUGGAAUCACUGGUGUAGCUGAUGCAGACCAGCUACAAAAGAGUGCACAGAGGCUGAUGCAUGGUCUUAAAUGGACGUUCAAACAACUAUCAUCUUAUGAAAAAUAUGCCCAGAGACUGAUUGGCUUGACUGAAUAUUGGCAACAAGGCCCACUAAAUGAUCAAAGUGUCUCUGAGAUGUGCCAGGUUUUCCAGAAGCAUUUAAGCCCUGCUAGUGUCUUACUGCUACAGAAUGUACAGAUAACAGCUUUGAGCAUACUUAAAAUUGUUGCAGAAAAACCAACAGUCAUCAGCAACCUUCUCUGUGCUUUUACAAGCUGUAAAAAUGGCUUAACAAAGCAUCUUCUCCGUUCUGUUACUGAAGGAAUCAGUUUUAUUCAUGAUCGGUACCAGGAUAUUGAAAAAACGUGGCCCAUUUCUAACCAAGGAGAUUGUGAGAAUGUUGUAAAUAUAAACAAGAAGUUUUCUGGUACUCUGCAUAGCUUCCUGAGAACUUUACAAAACACCACCGAUAGCAGCUGUGAAUGUCAGCUCAUGUUAGAGGACAUCCAGAAGCAUGUACAAAGGUUGGCUGAAAACCUAGAGGCACUUUUGUCAGGAAACUCAGUAGCCGCUUUUCUCAGUAACUUCAGUCUACCGGAUGAUGUGAAAAUCAAAGACUUUGUGCAGAACCUUACUGAACUGACUCUGGAGCUUCAUUCCUCAGUCAAUAUCUCUGAAGAAACCAUAGACGUCAUCUUGGAAGGGAGUGGCUCGCAUUCCAAGUUUCUUUACAGUGUUCUUGCAGUAGCAUUAGCUGGAAGAUGUGACAAGGAGGUCCUUAGUCUCUUGCUGACGCUUCCUGGAAAUGACCAAACUUCUCAGGCAGUGAAAGAACUUUGUGCUUUGCCAGUGCUGGACUUGUAUACUAUGAUUGUACUGAUUGCUCAGAAUUUGAACUUGCGUAAUAUCAUUUAUAAGGUCAAGAUCCCUUCUGAGGUAGAUAACUUGCUUAACAUCUUGUUGGAUCUAGUUUCUAGCAUCAGCUCUCUUCUAAACAAAGCCCAGCAUGUCAUGGAAAACCUUCCUAUGUUCUUCCAAGCCUUCAGAAAUAUCUCUCUACUGGACAUCUCUAUAUUCCAUCAGUUCUUACAGGGUGGUCAAUCGAGAAGUUCUGCUAUUGGAUCCCUUCAGUCAGUAAUCAAGGCAGUCUGUAAAGAGGAAUCUUCAUUCUUCAGCAAUGCCAACAUGUUCAUUGACAUGCCCAGAAUCACAGAACUCUUGGAGGAGGAUAUGGCAAAAUACAGCAUUCCCAAAGACUCAACUCCAUUUUGCUUGCAGCUUUAUCAAGAAAUUUUGCAGUCGACUAAUGGGGCUUUGCUGUGGACCUUCCUGAAGCCCUUGCUACAUGGAAAGAUACUCUACACUUCCAACAUUAAAAAGAUCAAUCUGGUGAUGGAAAAGGCUAAUCACACAUUCAGUUUUGUGGAGAAUCUGAAGACUUAUGCAAAGACAUGGCUCAGGAUGUCCAAGAUGUUUAAACAUGGCGAAAAUUUCUUCAUGCUUAGUCAACUUCAGGAAGCUUUGCAAAACAGUUUUAUAAAGAACUUUGUAGAAAGUCACUUGAAUCUUGAUGUGGGAAAAUUUGUUGGCAAGCUGCAAAUAUAUGAGGCUAUGAUGGACAAGAUGCUCAACAACUCAGUGACUGAGCAGAUUGACCUAUUGUCACAGCUCAUGGUAAAUAUCUCCUCCUGUGUGUUAUUGGAUCGCUUCCAGCCUUUAGAGUCUGUUGAGGAAUUGGAGGCGAAGGCUCAUGAGCUCAUGCAACAAAACAAUUUCUUGGCUAGCAUCAUAUUCCAUACAUCAGACAACAAGGCGCACACACAAGAUUCUAUUGAUUACCUUCCUCCACACAUUUCAUAUACAGUCCGGACCAGUGUUCUGUUCAGCAUGAGAACAGAUUUGAUUAAAAACCCAAUGUGGAAAUUCCACCCGCAGAACCUGCCAGCUGAUGGAUUCAAAUACAACCACAUCUUCAUUCCACUGCAAGACAUGAUUGAAAGUGCAAUUGUUUCAGUGCAUGCUGGAACUGAUACUUCAGAGCCAGAAAUACAAGUGCAAGCUAUGCCGUAUCCAUGCCACACAAGUGACCUAUUCUUGAACAACAUAGGGUUUUUUUUCCCACUCAUAAUGAUGCUAACAUGGAUGGUAUCUGUUGCUGGCAUGGUCCGGAAACUGGUUUAUGAGAGAGAAAUUUGUCUUGAAGAGUAUAUGAAGACAAUGGGUGUGCACCCAUCCAUUCAGUUCCUAGCCUGGUUUCUGGAGAAUAUAGCUGUACUUGCUAUAAGCAGCUGCACUCUGGUCGUCAUUUUAAAAGUGAGCGGCAUCUUUGCUUACAGCGACAGUUUCCUCAUCUUCCUCUUCUUCCUUGAUUUUGGAGUUGCAGUUGUUAUGCUAAGCUACCUGAUGGGCACAUUUUUUAGCAGUGCCAAUACAGCAGCCCUCAGUGCCAGCCUUGUGUAUAUGAUAAGUUUUUUACCCUACAUAGUUUUGUUGGUUUUGCAGAACCAACUGAGUUUUGCCAACCAGACCAUUGCUUGCCUUUUGUCUACAACUGCCUUUGGACAAGGGGUGUUUUUCAUUACAUUCUUUGAAGGCCAAGAAAUAGGAAUUCAGUGGAGCAACAUGUACCAGACCUUGCCACAAGGAGGAUCUAUUACUUUUGGAUGGGCAUGCUGGAUGAUUUUCUUUGACUCAAUUAUGUGUUUUAUAGCUGGCUGGUAUUUCAGCAACACAAUUCCUGGUCGAUAUGGAUUAAGGGAGCCAUGGUACUUUCCCUUAACUGUCUCCUAUUGGAAGAACUUCUGCAGUACAGACAUUUUUUUUUUCAAUGAAAAUUUCCAAGGAAGAGGUUCAAUGCCUCAAGAGCAGAAAAUCACUAGUGAAGAAGGAAUCUCUCAAGGCGUAGUACUUAUUUCACUCACCAAAGAAUAUACACAGAGCAAAAAUACUGCAGUUAAAGAUCUAAGCCUCACUUUCUACAGAGAUCAGAUCACAGCUCUCUUGGGGCCCAAUGGAGCUGGCAAGACAACGGUUAUAUCAAUGUUGACAGGCCUGUCCCCACCCAGUUCUGGUACCAUUAUCAUCAAUGGAAGGGACAUGCGUACUCAUCUGACUGCUGUCAGACUGGAAAUUGGUGUUUGUCCACAGCACGAUGUACUGUUUGACAUGUUAACUGUGCAAGAGCAUCUGUUGCUUUACGGCUCAGUGAAGGCGUCUCAUUGGACAAAGAAACAGUUAAACCAACAAGUCUUUAGAGGCCUGAAGGAUGUGGGUUUAUCUGAACAUCAGGACAAACUAGCUGGUACCCUGUCUGGGGGAAUGAAAAGGAAGCUCUCAAUUGCUAUUGCCUUUAUUGGAAACUCAAGGACAGUCGUUCUCGAUGAGCCCACCAGUGGUAUAGAUCCAUGUUCACGGCGUAGCAUCUGGGACAUUCUCUUGAAGUACAGAGCUGGUCGCACGCUGAUUUUCACGACUCACCAUCUUGAUGAGGCAGAAGUGCUCAGCGAUCGUAUUGCUAUCCUGCAGCAUGGGCAGCUGCACUGCUGUGGUUCUCCCUCUUACCUGAAGGAAAAAUAUGGCCAGGGACACAGCCUAACGCUCAUUAAAAAGCCCUCCAUGUUUGAAAUCCAGGAUCCCAAGGAUACCGCCCGAGUUACAUCUCUGGUGCAGUCCCAUCUACCAGAAGCAUUCCUGAAAGAGAACACUGGGAGUGAGCUGACUUACCUGAUUCCAGAGGUGGCAGACAAGGCCUCCUUUAAAGGUCUUUUUCAGGCUUUGGAUGAAAACCUUCUACAUCUACAUGUGACUGGCUAUGGCAUUUCAGACACUACCUUGGAGGAGGUGUUUUUGAAGUUACUGCAGGAUACAGGGAAGAAGCCGCCUAUGCCCUUGGCAAUAGACUUGGAGGCCCCACUUGCUAAUGGUACUGAAUCAACCUAUCAGAAAUAUAGCUCUCUCAUGGAUGCUCAGACUGUGCAUGGAGCCAGCCUCGCUCUCACACAGAUUGCUGCCCUUCUGUUGAAGAGGUUUCAUCACACCAGACGAAACUGGAGAGGAACUCUGUCAAAUGUUUUACUGCCUGUCCUCUUUGUUACCAUGGCAAUGGCCUUGUUUACUGUGAAGCCAUUGGCUAUUGAUUAUCCUUCGCUCAAGUUGACCCCCGGACUUCAUGACAAUGCAGAAUCCUUCUUUAGAAAAAAUGAUGUGUGUUGGCAGACUGAGCCUAGUUCACCACAAAAAAUUUUGGAUUCUUGUGGGUGUGUGAAGUGCCCAAUUAUUAAUAUCUCAGUUCCCUACUUGAAGAAUAUGCAAGGACAUCUCCUGUACAACCUCUCAGGGUUCAAUGUGGAAGAAUACUUAAUCAGACCUUCUAACAAAGCAAGAUGUGGAGGUUGGACAUUUGGAGUGAAAAUACACCCUGAAUUUCAAGGUGUCAAACCAAAUUGGACAAGCUCUAAGCCUUUGGCUAAGGUGUGGUACAACCAGAAAGGGUUCCACUCACUGCCAUCAUACUUAAAUCAAUUGAACAACCUUUUUCUGUGGAUGAAUUUGCCUUCUAAUGUGGACUGGAGACAAUAUGGAAUCACACUAUAUAGUCAUCCAUAUGGAGGAGCCUUGCUGGAUGAGGACAAAAUAAUGGAGAAUAUUCGUCAAUGUGGAGUAGCACUGUGUAUCAUGUUGGGAUUUUCUCUCCUUACGGCAUCCAUUGGAAGCUCCAUUGUGAAAGACCGUGAGUCUGGGGCAAAGCGGCUGCAGCACCUCACUGGGCUUGGCUACAAGACCUACUGGCUUGGUAACUUCCUUUAUGAUAUGCUGUUUUACUUGGUUCCAGUUAUCCUGUGCAUUGGUGUUAUUACUGCCUUCCAGCUAUCCGCCUUCACUUUUCGACAGAACUUGGCAGCCACUGCUCUCCUGCUGAUACUCUUUGGAUAUGCAGCUUUACCAUGGAUGUAUUUUGUGUCCAGAUUCUUUUCAAGUUCAGAUGUAGCCUUCAUUUCUUACAUCUCCUUAAAUUUUGUGUUUGGUCUUUGUACCAUGCUGGUGACACUCUUGCCUCGUUUGUUAGCUAUAAUUACCAAAACACAGAGUUUUGAGAAUCUCUACAGAAUCUUCAAAUGGGCUUUUAUUGUUUUCCCCCAAUUCUGCUUGGGCCAGGGUUUAAUAGAACUCUCCUACAAUCAAAUCAAGUUUGACCUGACAAGUAAUUUUGGAAUUGAUUCUUAUGUGAAUCCUUUUGAGAUGAAUUUCCUUGGCUGGAUCUUUGUGGAAAUGGCCCUGCAGGGGACAGUCCUCCUUCUCCUGCGGGUUUCCUUGCACUGGGAUCUGAUGCAAAAACCAAGGGGCCAUUGUUCCAUCAGCAGCAUAGUCAAUCCUUCAGAAGACAUAGAUGUAGCAAUGGAACGAAAGAGGGUCUUUGGUGGAAGAACUAAUAAUGAUAAUGAUGUCCUUCUGCUAUAUAACCUCAAAAAAUUGUAUCGUGGUUUCAGUAGGAGAAGCACUGCUGUGAAAGACAUCAGCUUGGGGAUUUCAAGGGGGGAGUGCUUUGGACUGCUUGGUACAAAUGGAGCCGGGAAAAGUACAACGUUUAAGAUGCUGACUGGAGACAUCACCCCCACCGCAGGGUGUGCUAUGGUCAGGACCCCAACAGGGUCUGAAAUAGAUAUACUGUCUGCUAUCUCUGAGGGCAUUCUGAUUGGCUACUGCCCACAGCAAGAUGCCCUGGACGAACUUCUAACUGGUUGGGAGCAUCUUUAUUAUUACUGCACACUACGUGGAGUGCCAACACAAUAUAUUCAUAAGGUAGCUGGGGACCUUGUUAGCCGAUUACAUCUGGACACCCAUGUUGACAAACUGGUGAGGACAUACAGUGGUGGCACAAGGAGGAAGCUAUCUGCAGCUCUGGCUUUGGUUGGCAAACCACAAAUACUUUUACUGGAUGAGCCCAGUUCUGGAAUGGAUCCAUACUCUAAGCGGUACCUCUGGAAAACAAUCAUGCAGGAAGUUCAGGAUGGCUGUGCAGCUGUGCUGACAUCACACAGCAUGGAGGAGUGUGAAGCACUCUGCACGCGGCUUGCUAUUAUGGUUGAUGGCAGUUUCCAGUGUCUUGGUUCUCCCCAACACAUUAAAAACAGGUUUGGAGAUGGAUAUUCGAUCAAAGUUUGCCUUAACAAAGAAACAAGUUAUCAGAAUGCUAUCUUGGAUUGUCUGCAGCUACAUUUUCCAGGAACACAAUUUAAGGGACAGCAUCUUAAUCUGCUGGAGUAUCAUGUCCCACGCAGAUGGGGCUAUUUAGCAGAGCUCUUCAAAGUCCUGGAAAACCACAAACUUUUGUUCCAGAUCAAGCACUACUCCAUUAGCCAAACCUCUUUAGAACAGGUAUUUCUUAAUUUUGCUAAACAACAGCAGGAAAUCUCUAGCUCUGCACAAGACUCUUCCACCAGUCGUCAUUACCGUCUGCCAGUCUAGGCUCUGAGCAGGACAUAAUACAGCAGUAUCUUUUAUAAGCAAUAAAAUUUUUCAGCUGGACACAGCCAAGCUGUGUGUGGGAGGCUGGGGUGGAGAGAAGGGAAACUUGCAAUUUUAGAGGCCGAAGUCGGAGGUAGCACCACUUAAUAGUAAGAAUGAUUAGUAGAUGUAUGCAUGC
Molecule: messenger RNA, 15241 nt
Organism: Alligator sinensis (Chinese alligator)
Lineage: Eukaryota; Metazoa; Chordata; Crocodylia; Alligatoridae
Gene: ABCA13
Product: ATP binding cassette subfamily A member 13
Exons: 63
Coding region: 1-15063 (5020 amino acids)
Biological process (GO): transmembrane transport; lipid transport
Cellular component (GO): membrane; intracellular membrane-bounded organelle
Molecular function (GO): ABC-type transporter activity; ATP binding; ATP hydrolysis activity
Source: RefSeq, a predicted model, not a curated record